AUGCAGCGACUGCUCGAUUUGAAAGAUACUUUCUUAGCUUUGGACGUGGUUCAGCAGCGUCUAUUGGUAGCCUCUGCACUGGUGGUUGGGGGCAUAAGUCUUACUUUUUUCAGGAGGGAGAGAAAAAGAAUCCCUCUUGGUGAAGGAUGGUGGGGAGCAGGGGUGAAACCACUGUCUGAAGAUACAAAAGUCUAUAGCUUCAAAGUGGAGACCUCAGACAAAGAGAUCCAGGAUUUGCAUGAGCGAAUUGACCGCACACGGUUUGCAGAUCCAUUGGAGGACAGUGCUUUCAAUUAUGGCUUUAACUCAACUUAUUUGAAGAAAGUGGUUUCCUAUUGGAGACACGAGUUUGAUUGGAAGAAACAAGUAGAUAUGCUGAACAAGUAUCCACACUACAAAACCAAAAUUGAAGGUUUGGAUGUGCACUUUAUCCAUGUGCGACCACAAUGCCAGGCCCACCAGAAGGUUUUGCCUCUCAUGCUUGUUCAUGGCUGGCCCGGAUGCAUCUAUGAGUUCUUCAAGAUUAUUCCACUUCUCACAGAAACUCAUGGUGGUGUUGUAUUUGAGGUGAUCUGCCCAUCUAUUCCUGGCUAUGGCUACUCUGAAGCCCCUCACAAAACAGGAUUCAAUAGCCUUGCAGCUGCCCGUGUUUUCUUGACCUUGAUGGAUCGUCUUGGCUUUUCACAGUUCUACCUGCAAGGAGGAGACUGGGGCUCCCUCAUCACCACCAACAUGUCACAAAUGAAGCCUGAAUGUGUAAAAGGACUCCAUUUGAACAUGUUUAUGACGAGAAGUGGAUUAAAGGAGUGCUUUUCUCUGGUUGUUGGACGAUAUCUGCCCUUUCUGGUUGGAUUCAGUAGAGAGGAUGUCAAGCGGCUGUUUCCUUUCAUUGAGAAAAAUGUGUAUGCGCGAUUGAGAGAGACUGGCUACAUGCACAUUCAAGGCACCAAACCGGACACAGCAGGCUGUGGCGUGAAUGACUCUCCUGUUGGCCUGGCUGCUUAUAUACUGGAAAAGUUCUCAAGUUGGACCGACUCAAACAACAGAUUCCUUGAUGAUGGUGGUUUAGAGAGGAAAUUCACCCUGGAUGAACUGCUGACUGUGAUCAUGAUCUACUGGACCACCAGCUCCAUUGUAUCCUCUAUGCGUUUCUACAAGGAAAACCUGUCUUCCAACAUGGACAAGAGAAUUGAUCACUUAACCAAUGUGUUUGUCCCGGCUGGAUUGGCUGCGUUCCCCAAUGAGCUGUUGUACUGCCCUGAGAGAUGGGCCAAAAAUAAGUACAGAAACACUUACUCCUACACAUUAAUGCCUCGAGGUGGUCACUUUGCCGCUUUUGAAGAGCCCAAACUACUGGCUGAUGACAUUUUUUGUUUUGUCAAUAAAGUGGAGAAGUAG
Molecule: messenger RNA, 1398 nt
Organism: Knipowitschia caucasica
Lineage: Eukaryota; Metazoa; Chordata; Actinopteri; Gobiiformes; Gobiidae
Source: the annotation of a GenBank genome assembly